UAUACACUCAAGAUGUAGUUCUCAAAUUAGAAGGCAAAAAAUGACCAAACUCUGUGCAUGUGGCAAAUAUUUUUGCCGACCUUUUUCUACGCCGACUUAUUUUUACCGAUAGGUUUUAGCAUGAAACGUUUAUUUAACGGAUGCGAGUUUAUUGAAUUUUCCGGCUCAUUUGAGCACGCGUCCAAUAUUUAUUUACGGUAUUUUACAACAUCAGGUUAUAACAAGCAACCUGGAAAUCUUAGAAAUCCAGGAAUUACAUUGAAUAUUAUAUGACAUAGGCUCUCUAUUUUAAAUUCUUUCUAUUAGAAUUUUGGGUAAUGUUUUCCUGAAAGAUAGAUGUGCAAUUUUACAUGCGUAGAACGUCAAGUUUUGUCAGGGUGUUGAAAAAUUGUCGCUCAGACGUCGAAAGAAGACUGACGCUAUCCUAAAUGAAGCCAUGACAUUGCGGCUUUAUCAGUGGAAAAAAAUUAUUUUAUGUUAGACCUUUUCUCGUUUUCUCUUGAAUCAAAUAUCCAUUGAAAGUCUUUACACAUGACUAGCGAAGUAAGCCGAAUAUAUGGUCCGCAUCGUGAAGUUACAUGGCAACGUUACAAAGAGGCCUGCACAAAGGACAGUGUAAGAGAAGCGUUAAACAAUGGUGAGUAUGGAGGUGACAAAGAGUUGGUUUGGAUCACAUCAACGAAAGAAUCUUAUCAAGGCAAAACGAAAAAAGUUGAUGUUGUUGAGAACAACCAAUCAAGAGAUGCAACAAACUUUAUGUUGGGAUUUGACAAGCCAAAUUAUCUAACAACCAAUCAGGACUACAAACAGCAUCCGGGGGUUAAAACAAUUAAUUAUCAACAAACUGACCAUACCACUCACAUUGCUGACUUCUCUCCGAAAUACAGUGAUAAACAUAGUUCACUAGAUCCAUCUGAGUAUCAACUUAGUUUCCAAGCCUAUGCAAUAGAGCAACGCCCAGUGCCGAAAAGCUUGAAGGAAAGACGCAAACACACAAAUGAUUUGAGGGAAACGCACUUUACGUUGGGCGAUAGCAGCUGUCCCAAGACAUCCGAAACAAAACAUUCUUUCGGCGAGAUAACAAGUGCUGUUCCCGUUUUUGAAAUACAAAAGUCAAACGCUUUGGAAACGUAUGCGUCAAAAGUAUUCAGAUCCGGUGAUUGGAACCAUACCGACAGAAGUCUGGUAAAGGCUGGAGUAACGCAUCAAGAUUUUCAUCCGCAUCACUUACACGAACAAAAAGAGACAUUGCCUAAUACAUUAAACCAUCGUGGCACACACUUUAAUCUGGGAAGUGCUUCGGAUAAAAAUAACUCUGUAUACCAAAAAGAUUUUACGCUUUCAACAGAAAGAAAAACAACAAAGCCAUCUUUUGAAGGCACACCACCUCCUGCUAAACUUCUCGCAAGCGAUUACAGCACAGCUUUUGUUACGACACAGCAGGAUUUUUAUAGGGAUAGACAACUGGAUGCUUUAGAGUUGCGAAAACAAAGGCAACUCGCUGUGGAAAAAGUGAGACAACGUCAUCAACAAAAAGCUGUGCCCUUAUCACCGCAACAUAGAGGAAGUUUAGUAUCUACAUCCGAAAAGGCAAUAUCGAUGACUGCGUCGGAUUUCCCUAAACAUUUAGUUCAGCUAGAUGACUCGAAAAUGCCAAUUAUUUCCGUUUACAACCAUCUGAGUAGCAACAAUGAAAACAACACUAAUAUUUCAGAAGCAAAAGCUUGCUUCACGCCACAUAAGAAUGUGUCUACAGCAUUGCGUGACGAGUGUCAAACGAGAAGACGGGAUAAUAAAUCAACACAUUUUUUGUUUGGUACGGAUAGCAUACACGAGAAUCAGUCGGAACAGUGUUCACAAUAUCGUGUACCUUUGCCUGUUGAUCCGACAUUACAAGCUGCCGGUAAGGGUUUACCGCAGGGAAAAAUAUAUUCACACGUGUAUCCAUGCCUACAGGCACUAGAGGUGGAAAACAGAAGAAAAGGCUAUGCGUCUAAAUUAGAGAGUGAAAGCAUGCGCUGUGAAAAGCUUCCUUCGUCCGUAAUGAAGCAAGAUUUCAAAGAUUUACAACUUCACACACCUAAGCUAACAAAUGAACAUGUGUCACCACCACUGGUCAAUAGCCACUAUUUUCACAUGGACCAUCAAUUUUCAGGAACGCAAAUGUCAACAACUCAGAUGGAUUUUAAAGCACCAGAUAUGCAUUUUGAUUACCUGUCCGAUCAAAAUACACUGCAUUUGUAACUAGUAUCACACCAAAAUAAACAACUUUUUGUGAAA
Hydractinia symbiolongicarpus is the source of this 2280-nucleotide messenger RNA. RefSeq lists its product as uncharacterized. NCBI's taxonomy places the organism in Eukaryota, Metazoa, Cnidaria, Hydrozoa, Anthoathecata, Hydractiniidae. The transcript has 6 exons. The record is from RefSeq and is a predicted model, not a curated record. The coding region runs from base 532 to 2244 and encodes 570 amino acids.